GACGUGCAUUGCACGAAUUUUUGGUGGAUUUUAGCUUUACUGGAAUAUUAUAUCUUCUGUUUCUUUCAAAACAAGUGUCUGGCGGUAUUGUGUAAUAGAAAUGUGGAUAAUGGACUCUUUUUCUCCAAAACCGAUGUUUGUGUAGGCCCUAGGUUGUGUAAAAAAUACUCGUUUGUUGAAUUUGUAUUAUUUGGAAGAAAGGUUGCACAAGUAUGAUAGAUUGUCUGAUUGGCUUCUCAAUGUUUUGGAUUAUGGCGUGCCUUUUUAACCCCCAGCGGUCUAAAUAUCUUACGGCGCUUGGGCGUGGUCUCCAAGAUUACCCCCAUUCUGUUCGAGACGCCCCCUUUCUGAGAUUGACUUGUAAAGCGCAUAGUACUAAAAGCAUAACUGCACAUUAAAAGACCGUUAAGAGUGUAAAUCAGACCAUCAUUUUACACGCGAGUUGUUGUUAUUCAGGUAUCUGCCUCCCAUUACGGGCGGUCGUUUGAUGUUACCUUGCUGAUACAUUGUAUCAUAUCAGAUACGAAUGGCUGAUCGGCAUUUUUUUUUUUAAGAAACGUACAUUGUAUCGUAAGAGUCUGUUGUUUUCACGCCCUUUUUCAGAUAUCCUGAUUGUUGGUUUAAACAUUUAAAUCAAAUCAUAGCCUCUAUUUAUAUGUUUAGUCAACUCAAUUAUGGUAUUGUAUAUAUUGGGUACUUUUACAGCUUUACAAAUCACAGUCACUUCAACCAUGCCUUACCAAUUCUUGAAGAGUUCUCUUCGUUCGUCAAUUUCGCUGCACUUCACUGUCAACUAGGCCAGCACGAUACCAUACCUUACGUUUCCAUCACUAAACGGCCGGUUGGAGCAGCACGCUACCGUAGCUUUCCAUGCGUUGAACCAAUCCCCGGGAAUCAUGCACCACCUUCACAGUGCCAGCUUUGGGGUCAAGCUUACAAGUGCCAUCGAGGAACACUGCACAUGCGAAUGGAUUUUUUUUGCUGCACUUUGUUGUAUCGCACUAUUGAAUGAUAAGCACCAUCGUGUCACCACUCAGCCAUAAGCACUUUAAGAAGCCGCCUCACCCUCAUCCACUGUCGACCCUCGUUCAAGGUAGUAAACUAUGGGCAAACAAAACAGUAAAUUAAAGCCGGAGCAACUAGCCGACCUAAAAAACAACACAGAAUUCAGUGACGAAGAACUGCAAGAAUGGUACAAAGGUUUCCUUAAGGACUGCCCCACGGGCCAUCUUACUGUCGAGGAAUUCAAGAAGAUUUACGGCAACUUCUUCCCUUACGGAGAUGCGUCUAAGUUCGCCGAACACGUCUUCCGUACUUUCGACGCUAACGGCGACGGCACGAUCGACUUCCGAGAGUUCAUCUGCGCGCUGUCGGUCACCUCUCGGGGCAAGCUGGAGCAGAAGCUCAAGUGGGCAUUUAGCAUGUACGAUCUUGACGGGAAUGGCUACAUCUCUAGACAAGAAAUGUUAGAAAUCGUUCGCGCGAUCUACAAAAUGGUUGGCAGUGUGAUGAAAAUGCCCGAAGACGAGAGUACGCCCGAAAAGCGAACGGAUAAGAUCUUCAGGCAAAUGGAUAAGAAUUUGGAUGGGAAAUUAUCGCUUGCAGAAUUCAUUGAAGGCGCGAAGAGCGACCCGUCCAUCGUCCGUCUUCUCCAGUGCGACCCAAGUAACUCAUAGAGAAACUACUUACGCACAUUGCACGACUUGUUGGUGGAUUUUAGCUUUACUGUAAUAAUAUCUCUUCUGCUCAGUACUUGCAAAAUAAAUUGAGUAACGGUAUUAUAUCACGGAAAUGUGGAUUAUGGACUGUUUCUAUCGUAAACCGAUGUUCGUGGAGGCCUAGGUUGUAAAGAAAGUCAAGUGUAACUCGUAGCCGCCUACCAACCCCGUACAUUCCUCUGCUAUUGGAUUCUCGUUAUAGGUAUUUGUAUGAUGAAAAUGAUGAAAAAAAGCCGCCCAAUUAAUGUCUGUUAUCUGUCGAAGUCUCAUUUGUGUUAGCUUGUUUUAUGUACUCAAAAGAUCAAAGAUAUAUCUGCAGCUGUAGUGUACAAAUAAAAAGAUGGAUGUUUGCGCA
Messenger RNA from Nematostella vectensis (starlet sea anemone), 2073 nucleotides. Its product is annotated as neurocalcin homolog. The record is from RefSeq and is a predicted model, not a curated record. Bases 1104 to 1676 code for a protein of 190 amino acids. The transcript has 2 exons. Lineage: Eukaryota; Metazoa; Cnidaria; Anthozoa; Actiniaria; Edwardsiidae. Gene Ontology annotation, molecular function: calcium ion binding.